GCAAAGCAGAUCAUUCUGAGCUGAGUUUGGUUCCUGAGGCCUUCUCUCUUUGCUAGAAAAAUCGAUAGUUUUCUAUAGAAACUAACAUCAACACACGUGAAAAAGAUCUACAAAGAUGGCUGAGCUGGUCAAGUUUGUGUCAAACGCUAAGAAUGUGGCGGAGAUGUUGGUGGACGUAUUUCAGAAAGGAGCCAGCAUUGUGACCAUCCUCAAGCAGGAGCUUUUGCCUAUUUUCUCUGCCGUUGGUCCGCUUUUUGAACUGUCUGUGAACAAACCGGACGACCCAGACGUUGUUGCCGUGAGGGAUCAGUUUGGGAAGCUCAGUGAGCAUCUGGUUGUGGUCUCAAAUGAGGCCAGUCGUAUCCCUCAGGUGCUCCAGAAGAACCUGGCAGAUCUUAAGUAUUUCGAACAUGAAAAUACCAUCAGAACGCACUACAGAAACUACUUGGAAGUUCUCGGUGCAAAACCUGAGUUCAGAGAAGUCAAGAAGCGUCAGUUCCUCGGGAACUUUUCUCCCAAUAAUGAAGACGAAAGCAUCGAUCGCCUCUACAGAGCUGUAGUUGAAGAUUACCCUUCCAAGCCUUUGCUUCAGAUCAUCCUCGACUACGAGGAGAGAACCCAAAGUUCAGUUGAAGAGUUUUGUGGCAAGCUGUUACACCUGUUCUGCAUUGGGAUCAUUGUAGUGUUGGCUCACGCUGUUAUGAGUGGCAACGGUAAAGAGGAAAAGCUUCAGAAAGAGUGGGGAGAGAAGAUGGCAAUUAUCCAGAAGAAGAUGAAAGCUGCCAUUGAAGAAUGCGGCCCUACUUCCAAGCAAAGCUAAAACUCUUGGAGUUCUGCCAAAGAUAAAAGUCUCCUUUAACCUGAAGCUUUACAAAUGUUUUAGUCUUUCUAGUUUGCUCUAAAGUUUCACAUUUGUUUUUCACUAAACUGUCACUUUAUUCUCACCUGGUUUAUGGGUCUUUUUCUUUAAGAUUUUUGAUCAAAUUACGUUUUAAUAAUCGAUUGUUUUCAUUUCAUUGCAUAAAGAAAAUCUAUGAAUCGUAAGAACAAUUGCUUGUGGGUUUUGGGUUAUUUUGUCCAGAUUAUGUUUUCAUGCAGGAACUGAAAGUUUUCUUUCAAAUAAACAACAAAACACACUUGUUUUAAUGUAAGUUUUUACUAAAAAACAAACCUGUUCCUGAUUGUUUCUGAAAAUGACUUGAAUAAAGACACAAAUACAGUGCAAACAUCCCUCAUAUUCUGACAUUAUGAUUUCAAGAUUUUUUUAAGGUUCUUUGGGUUUUAGAAGCUCGACUACACACAUUCGUCAGAAUGAAAGGAACAAUUCCAACAAAAUAACAAUUAGAGGCCAGUUGCCUUUUCAAGAAGAAAUGGGGAUAAAAUUUCAAUUUGUUGUUGUUACAAAAGAUAUGAGGAAGAAGAACUCCUCACAGCACCACAGUUUGGAGUUCUUGCAGUCGUUUACAUGAACGACUGAACAUAACUGUUAAAACAAAUACAAAGGUGUUAAUAUAAAGAUCCUAUAAAAGAAAACACAGGAAUAAUUAUUACAAAAAUAUUUCUAAAAUUAUAACUAAUAUAAAAUUAUAUAAAAAAAAACCCAGUCUAAAUCAUGUUAAUAUUUUUUUCAAUAUGAUAUUUAAAAAAUAUAGAAAUACUUUGCUGUUGGGAGACAAUUUUUCUGUUGAAUCUGCUGAGGAUCAUCCUGUAAGAGGAGGAAGAAGCAGUCAGACGGCCGAGGAAACUCCAGAUCAUUCUUGCCGCUCCAGAAGGCUCAACUGAAGACCACCAAAACUGUCCAGGAGGGGUUCAGUCUGCUGAAUUAUUUUAUUUUAAGCACAUCAGACAGUUUUACAGCAUUACCGAUCACCAAGGUGAUCUGAAUUAAAGGGUAAGACUUUGAAUGGACCACUUAGGAACCUGUAUCCGGUUUUGUUUGGAUCAUUCUUCUGCCACAGUACAGUGGGAUUACCCCACACAAGGGCAGAGUAAUUUGGAAUUUUCAAUAUCGUUUUUUUUCGCAAUUGCCAUAACAAUAUAUAUCAAAAUAUAAAUAAAAUAACUAUAUCUGUCAAAUUUGAAAACUCUAUCUCACAAAUCCGUAAUCAUCAGCAGGUUGUUUAGAUUCAAAUACGUAUUUCCUAUCACACUUUAAACACAAAAGAUGCAUUAAAGGAAUGAAAGAACAGUUUUUUUGUUUUUUUUUCCCCCAGAAAACUAAGAAAAGGCAUGGACAUAACACACUAGGCCAAAAAUGAAAGCAAAAGCUUUCAAGUUUCAAAAGAGAACAUAAACAAAAAAACCAUUAAACUGCUUGAUCAGCUCAAAAAACAAAACAAACAAAAAAAAAAAAACACACAUUUGUCCUACAAAUUAACGCCUACCCUCGGGUGCCAAUGUUUUGCCAAGGAACGUCCCCUGCCAGAAUUUGGCACCAGAGGGAACGUACCUUGGCACAACACCGGCCAGCAGCAGCAUGUUAGUAUGGGGGAUCACCACUUAGCCAAGCAGUUUAUUCCCAGGACAGGCGGGACGGGCACGUCUGCUCAGGCCCCUAGACCUGUCCAGAUGUACCCUUGCCUUCGCCUAGUGCUGGGCGAUAUGGAAAAAAUUGUAUAUGACGAUAUAAAUUAUCUUAUAUCACGAUAACGAUAUAUAUCACAAUAUAUGGUAUUUCUCUAUAUACAGAACAUAAUAAACCAAUUGCAGUAAAUGCUUGAUAGGGAGUGGACAAACCAAACUUAUAUAAACUCGCCCCUGCUUAGCCUUACUUAACUUUUUUUAUUUUUUAUUUCUUUGCAUAAAUUAUAGCUGCACGGUGGCGCAGUGGUUAGCGCUCUCGCCUCACAGCGAGAAGGCCCCGGUUCG
Oryzias melastigma (Indian medaka) is the source of this 2868-nucleotide messenger RNA. RefSeq lists its product as uncharacterized. Bases 116 to 820 code for a protein of 234 amino acids. The record is from RefSeq and is a predicted model, not a curated record. The transcript has 2 exons. Lineage: Eukaryota; Metazoa; Chordata; Actinopteri; Beloniformes; Adrianichthyidae.